AUGACUGGCCCACAAAGAGUGCCAACCCCUUACCCUUCCCACCUCCAGACACUAGAGGAAUGUUUCACAGCUGAAAUAAUAGAGAUGCCCACCCCCAUCCGACCCAUCCUAAGCUUCCCUUCCCAACAUGAAUCUGGCAACUCUUCUGUAGAAUUCCUUGAUGAAGGAGGUUUCUGGUACCCAUUUGCACCCUUGCCAAAUGCCACUCGUCAACCAUUCCUGAUCCCAGGUUCUUCAGAAACUUCCAAUAGUGAUGCUAUAGUCCUGCAUCAAUUCCCUGGUCCCCUGGAGAUUCCCCACAACAGCUCGGAAGCUUCCACUGGAUCUUACCACAUUGCCCCUGUACAGGUUUUCCAGUCCUUGUCACCUAUAAAUGUCUCAUCCUCCCCAAAUCCUGACAGUCCUAUUGCCAUAUCCCCUGACUCCCCCAAUAUGCCUCCUCUUGCCUCUGAUGAUUCUGACAACAGUAACCUCAUCAAUGCUCCAAAUCUUUAA
Molecule: messenger RNA, 495 nt
Organism: Fibroporia radiculosa
Lineage: Eukaryota; Fungi; Basidiomycota; Agaricomycetes; Polyporales; Fibroporiaceae
Exons: 1
Coding region: 1-495 (164 amino acids)
Source: RefSeq, a predicted model, not a curated record